Molecule: messenger RNA, 4334 nt
Organism: Asterias rubens (European starfish)
Lineage: Eukaryota; Metazoa; Echinodermata; Asteroidea; Forcipulatida; Asteriidae
Product: trichohyalin-like
Exons: 5
Coding region: 176-2137 (653 amino acids)
Source: RefSeq, a predicted model, not a curated record
UACAUUGAUACCGCAGGGAACAUGAAAGAAAGUGGUGAAGAAAGCCAACAAUUUUAACGCAGAAUUACCCUUAAGAUAUAAAGCAGAUUUUAUAAAAUACAUACCGAUAGAUGACCUCUUAUAUUCCGAAGUUGAAAAGGACCUGAUUUUAAAAGAUUCCUCUGUGUGAUGUUAAAUGAAAUCAUCGCCGCUUAACAGUAAUGUUGUAAUCAUGACCAGCCAUCGACGUCAAAGCUCCAGCUCAGAUGACAGCUCUUCCUCAGCCUCCUCCUCCAGGAGCUCCUCCCCGGCCACCGCCGUCCCGAAGGCAUACGCCCGUCUCGAGAAUGACAGUGAACAGGUCCAGACGCUCGUCGACCGUGAAAAGGAAAAGAUGUAUCGCAAGAGACCGUAUUCAGUUUCUCUGAGUAGUGGUAGCGAGGUGGAAUCGUCACCCGAGUCAAACAUUCCGAAGGCCUAUUCCAGGAAGAAAACAAAGAAAAAAUCGAGCGAGGACGGCAAUAGUUGGAAGAGUACCACGGUGCCUUCAAGUUCAAGUAGCAGUAGCAGUAGCGAUAGUAGUAGCAGUAGUUCAUCCAGCUCUGAUAGUUCAAGCGACUCAGAGCCGGAGCAUAAUUCACAAAAUCAGCAUAAAAAGAACCUUUCCUCGAAGGACUUGCCCAAGGAUAACAGAAGUAGCCAGCAACAUAGGUCUAACAACCAGAAUGAAAACUCUAGUAGAAAAGUUCACGAGGGGGGAAAGAAACUUCAGCAGAGACGAGAGAAAAGUCGCGGGAUGGUUGCCCAGAGUCCGGAAGAAAUCAGACACAAAAAGAGAGAGGUAGAGGAUAAGCCAAGAAGCUCCAGACAUACAGAGGUGGCGAGGAGAUCUUAUAGUCAAGAAAUACAUUAUAGAGAUUCUAGAGGUCGGAUCGAGGACAAGACACAAAGGCACCGUGUUGACCGUGAGCUCCGGCGAGACCAAGAGCCCAUAAGGGAUGACUCUGGUAGAAAGAACAACCACAGGGAAAAGGACGUCAAAAGAGAUGGGAGCCAAUCUGAAAAAGACAGAAGGUACUACGACAGGCUUAAGGAAAUGCCAAGGAAUGAGGGGUCAAAUUCCAGACAGAGAGAAGAGGAACAAUACAAGGGCGGUGAUGCUCCUCCUAAAAAGAAACGUGCAGUACCCAAAGCUUCCAGCACUGCUCAUAAAACGGCAAAUUAUAGAUCCAGAAACAAAUCUAGUAGAGAGAGGGAUCGCAGGAAGCUGAUGGAAGUUUCAAAGAAAGGCUACGAUCAUGAAAGAGUACUUCAUGAAAGAGUCAGUCCUGCAGAGGUGCACUCGAGGAGCAAGGCCAGAUCCAGCAAGGAGACGGAACGUCAGAGGGUGAAGCAAGAAAUGCCGGUGUGUACUGCUGGACGAGAGUACUUCAGUACGGAAAGAGGGUGCUGGGAAUGGGAACCCGCCGAAGAGCCCGGCAGGAAAGCUCCUGAUGAUCCCAGGGAUCAUCAAGCUUCUCAUAGGAGACAGAACUCCAGGGAAGAUGGCAACAGUAGACAUUCAGUCAGAGAAAGCAGUUACGCGGAGAAACACCACAAAAUGGAAAGCUUGGAAGUCGACUCGAGAAGGACAGCCCACUCAUCACCGUCUCCCGCUAAAAUAAAAUCAGACAGCAGAGAGAGGAGGAAGAAGAAGAUGGAACGGGCAAAGGAGAAGGAACGAGCCAAACUGAAGAAGGAGAAACGCAAAAGGAGAGAAAAGCUGGAGAGGAGGAAAGAGAAAAAGAAGGAACGGAGAGAGCAUCGUAGUAAAAAAAGUAAGGAGAAAAGACACAAAGAGCGAAGGGAGAGACGGAGCAAGGAGCCUAAAGUUCCCAAGAUCUCAAACAUUCAGGCGAAGCUACUAAAUUUAGCAUCAGGUGUUCAAGAAGCAGCACCCCGCAUCUUGGCACCAAUGACCAAGGAAGAAUACGAGCGGAAGCAGAGUCGCACACGGAGGGUCUAUGAUGAAGACACUGGUAGACACAGGCUUGUGAGGGGAGAUGGUGAAAUAAUUGAAGAAAUAGUCAGCAGAGAUAGACAUCGACAGAUCAAUAAGCAAGCAACGAGAGGCGAUGGCAUAGCAUACCAAAGGAGUCUCGGCCUUCAUAGAUACUAGGUAUAGGAUUAACGUUUUUCCAGAUUUCCCACCUGUCAAAAUCACACCUCAGAGCGGGAUCAAUUGGAGGCUUUUGAGACACUGGCGGCAGCAGACAGCGGGCCUUUUUUGCGCGUGCAACAUGCUCAGUAGUGCGCGCGUAGGUCUGAGCACUCGCACUACUGGCGAGAACUGUGAAAAAAGACCGUCCAAAGGUUUCCAAUUUGAAGAUGAAGUUGAGUUUUAGGACUUAUGGUUUUUGAGGUUGCAUGGAUAUACCGGUACAAUGUUUCGACCUACCUUUGCCCAAUCAUGUCUAAUACUCUUUACGAUCAGUGUAGCAUACUUUGAAUCUGCAUUUUAAAAGCAAAACAUUGAUUUCUUGUACAGUAUUCUAGGACAGAAAAUGUACAAAACAACCCUUCUUUGGUUACAACAUAAUGAUGAGAUUUUCUGUUGAUUAAUCUGUGAUGUGUUGUGCUGACGGAAUCAAAACUUCAAAUUUUUGUCCACAAAUGGUUUUUUUGCGACAUUUUUUAUAAAGGCAGCUGAAUGCAUACUUGUAUCUAACUCAAGGUAGACAUUACGGCCCCAUAUUGUUUACAUGUAGAUUGCAGAUAAUGUAGUGGGUUUUAAAAAGUUAGCUGUGACAUUAUUUUUUUAAGUCUGUAGGUUACUCAGGAUUUUAGUUAGCUUUGUGCAAACUUGUGUUAGCAAAUAUUAGAAGCUUAGUGUACUCUUUUCUACUUUUUUUAAACAUUUUUUUUUAAAUAUCAAUUUCCAAACUUCCAAGCUUGCCAUUGUGUUUGUCAUCAUUUGUAUGAAUUUUUGAAUUUAAAAUUCAUGCUUCGCAGAAUUUUAAGGUAGCCUAAAGCCCGGUUCAUACUUCCUGCGAAUGCAAAGCGAAUUCGACGUGAACUUGACGUCACAUCUCUGUUUUCGCUGCGAUAUUGGCAAGAUAGUUGAGCACAACUCAACUGUUGCGAAAUAUUCAUUGCGAUUUUGUGAACCGGGCUUAUUAAUACAUUUCUCAAAUGCGUUCCUACUUAAAGAAGAUUUGUAACUACAAUGUAGUUUUUGAGGAGAGUACUUUUGUAAGGUUUAUGAUAACUGGCUAUCAUUUUGUAUGGGCAGCUAGCAGUUGGAAAAAAUUGUUCAACUAUUUUAGACAACAUAAUAUACAUGUACAGUGCAGAGAUCAAAGGUUUUUUUCCCGGACCACAGGCCGGAGGCCAGUGAUAUAAGCAUAGUAAACUCAAGACCAAACAAGUCAAAAUGUAUUUGUUGAUAGAAUCACAAAACCGAACUGUGUAGUAAUAAAACAUUUAUGUUGGAAUGUUGACGCUGGGUUUAAUAAAAACCUUUCAAUUCUGUCGAGUAACGAAGUAUAAAAGACAAACAAGGGGAAGCUUCUCUUACAUUAUGUAGUAUUUAUUUAAAUGAAAACGGUGUACGGAAGUUUUUAUCUCAUUUUGAAUCCGCAACUCUGGUCUUGUAAAUAUUUUGAGUUUUUUUUUAAGUCCUGCGUUCUUGUGGAUUUUGCACCAAAGGUGGAGCUCUGCAGUGUGGCAGUAGGGCAAAUAUUUGGAGGAACUGCGCCUUUAAUGAUCAUUGCGGGCCAUUGCAGAUUUGCCCUUUGCAAAAAUAAAGGUAAAUUAGAACAACAAGCAACUUUCAGAAGGAUCUAAAACGGCUACCAUUGUUUGUUACUCUACCUACAGACCUUUCUAUUGUUGAAAAAGAAACCACGCUGGUUUGCAUGGACGGCCGCAACAAAUUCAGCACUAUUUUUGGAUAUCAAUUUUUUGUCAAAGAUUUUUACAAACUGUGGCUAUCUGUUUUUGCUUUGCAUUUAUGACUUCCCAUAGGUUUCCCAACAUCUCGGGUUGUGACAUUAUAACAGAAAGGUCUAUGAUUUUUGUCAAAAGACAAAUCUGCAAUGAAUGGCAUUCUAGCCAAAUAUCUUUCUCAUGAUUUUUCUUUGCUGAUUGAGUGCCAAUUUCUAUGCCUGUAUCAUCAAAGGCACAAUUCCAUCACCUACCUUUUGUACUAAUAAUGUACUUUGUAUUAUCCCCAAACAAGUGUAUAAAAGGAAGGUAUAAUGUCCCCUUAGGUCGAUUUAACAAAGAUAUUCCUAAGUCCUAAGUAAGACUAGUCUUAAAGACACUGGACAUCUUUGGUAAUGUCAAGGACCAGUCUUCUCACUUGGUGUAUCUCA